Messenger RNA from Penicillium angulare, 1458 nucleotides. RefSeq lists its product as uncharacterized. The transcript has a single exon. NCBI's taxonomy places the organism in Eukaryota, Fungi, Ascomycota, Eurotiomycetes, Eurotiales, Aspergillaceae. Bases 1 to 1458 code for a protein of 485 amino acids. The record is from RefSeq and is a predicted model, not a curated record.
AUGAUGGUUCCAAGAGCAUUUCUAUUCACCUCAUUGCCACCACAGAAGGCAAUGAUGCCCAUUGAUGUCAAGGACCAGCCAGGCGUGGUACCAAAAUACCGACCUGGCUCACAAACUACAUAUGAUGGCAAGUCACGGGGACCGUCCAACGCCAUUCCCGUGGGUAUUCCUUCAAAAUGGCCCUCGCAUGUCCCUGUGCAACGAGAAACCCGCUCCCGCAUCCAAUCCAAAAGCCGACCAUCCUCGCAUCGAUCUUCUUCCGCAUCCUCCAAUGACCACCAUAUCCCCACUACAGUUGCUUCGGUACUAGAUGCAACAGCCAUACCCCUUCCGAGAAGAUCUUGGAAACCCCGAACUCGAAAGUCUCGGAAGCUUCCUCGAGGGAACCAUGUGGAGGAAUUUUGCCGGUUCUUGCAGGAGGGAGUUGACUCCAAGGAGGAUUACUUAACAGCUGGAGCGGGAAAUUCUGCCAUGGAGAUAUUAUUAAGCCCGCCAGACUACAGUGACAAGUACAUGGUCCAUGAUUCGGAGCCAGAGCCUUCCUUAUCUGCCAGGUCAUCAUCCAGCGACUCCAUGCCCUCCCUCAGCCAUGACCUCGCCUCGCCAUCCAGCAUUUCUCAACCGCCAACACCCGCUAGCCAUAAGAGCCCCUCGGAAAGGAGACAGCUCCGAUAUUCACCGGCCAUGGACUGUGUCUUUGAUCAUCCUCUUCUUGAAACAGAGAUUGAAGAGGGUGAAUACAUCGACUUCAAUACCUACGAUAAGCCAGAAAUGCCAGAUGUGAUCCCUGAAAAACGGUCCAGCACGCUUCGAUCUUUUCCAAGCCUGCGUUCCUCUUUCAAAUCAAACCUUACGGCAUCAUUACGUGCCAUCAAAUCGGCAGCGCAGUCUGUUUCCACCUUUGCUACGCCCUCGGUUCAACCGGAAGACUUUCUCACCCGAUCUCUCUUUUCUAUCACGCCUGAAUUGACCGAUGAUCGCCGCCCUCUACCAAUGCAAACCCCGCCUUCUCCAGAACUACGACGUUACCUGAAUCCAACCUCGCUUUCCCCGGCCGAGAUGUGUGUCUAUCACGAUCAUCCUCAUGACACACCUGAAUCGACGCAAGCCUGUGUAUCCAUCCAGAUGCAAACAUACCGUCGAUCUCGCAAUCGGGGUCACCGACGUAAUCAUUUCCAUGUCGUGCCUAAGAAGAACCGCGAUCAAGCAUACACUUUUGAUCCGGAGGUGGCGCCCAUGUCACGUCAGCGUGAACCCCGCGAGAACAGUGAUUUCCUCCGCAUGGUCGUCCUGGAGAUGAACAUGCGACGCAGCGGCAAGCUCCGCGAAGACAUCCCCACUAGGGCUCGCAUUUGGCUACCCCCUCGCAACAGUAAUCCAUAUCGCCUGUAUGGCGACUACGAAGACUGUGAAGACAACAAUACCAUUCCCUCUCGUUGGGUGGGUGUCUCGGCCUAA